Molecule: messenger RNA, 4629 nt
Organism: Hyla sarda
Lineage: Eukaryota; Metazoa; Chordata; Amphibia; Anura; Hylidae
Gene: C2CD2L
Product: C2CD2 like
Exons: 14
Coding region: 204-2180 (658 amino acids)
Biological process (GO): positive regulation of insulin secretion involved in cellular response to glucose stimulus
Cellular component (GO): cytoplasmic side of apical plasma membrane
Molecular function (GO): phosphatidylinositol transfer activity; phosphatidylinositol binding
Source: RefSeq, a predicted model, not a curated record
CGGAGGGGCGUGGCUUCUGAACAGGAGAACCUUUCUCUUAUUUUAUCAUAGAGAAAAAGGAUACAUGCAGGCGUAGUGACCGGUGCGGAGCUACCGCUUCCUCAGCGAUUCUCCUGUCAUGUCCUGAGCUCCGCCGUCUGCUCUCCGCACUACCGCUCAGUGUGAAGGGGAGCCAGCAAAGCCGGCACCUCGGCCCGGGCAGGAUGGAGGGGGAUCCGGCGCCCCAUGAAUGGCUGUCCGCCGGCUCGGAGCUGGGCUUCGCCGCACUGCUGCUCCUAUUUGCGGCCUCUCUGCUUACUGUCUUGGUUUGGUUACUGCAGCUGACACGGUGGCUCCGUCCGUCCCAGUCCGGUGCCAGAGGGCUGCUCAAUGCCCUCUAUGGUUUCCCUUCUAUACGAGACAGCUGGAGCAGAGCCUGGGCUCAGGCGCUCAACCGGGAGGUGCUCCGGAGCCGGAGUUCUGUCCAGAUGAUGUUUGAAGAGAAUUUGGCCCUUCAGCCCAAUGUGAAACUCAGCCAUGUUUCAUGUACCAAGCAUUCUGACAGCAGUAUGGUGUUCCUUUGUCAUCUUUGUGCUGACACAGUGCGAUUUCCAGUGUCUGUCACUCAAGAGUCCCCAGUUGCUGUUUCCUGUGAUACCUACCAGGUCUCCUUAACUAUACAAAGUGCACAGAUAGAAGUCCGAUUUCAAGAGCUGCAGCAGACAGGUCUCUUGGUGUCAUGGAGUUUUAAAGAGCGUCCAGAUAUGUUGCUUCAUGUUGUACCAAAGCAGUCACAUCAGAGUAGUGAAGGAGGUGCUGAACUCUGCACAGUUCAAGAUCUAGUACAAAAUGCAGUGGUCACAGCAGAGCCAGCCAUGAUGUUCAACUUAAAAGCUCAUGAUGGUAAUAUGGGAAUUUGUGACAGACUGAUCCAGGAAUCCCCCACUAGAACAGAAAGCUUUAAACUUCUUGUUCGACAGCUGCAUCUACGGGAUGUUGUUCUGCCAGAUUCAGAUGCUGAGCUGAUCUGUGAAGUUGAACUGGAUUGGCCUUGUCAGCGGAAAAAAACACGUUCUGCCAGGAUCCAUAAAGAAGGAGAGACCUGGAAUGUCUCAUGGAGUGAGGACAUGAUAUUUGAACUCUCUCCUCAAAGCAAGGAACUGUCUUUCAAAGUGUGGCAGAUGGUGCGAAGUGCAGACAAUAUUUUCCUAGGUUACACCUCAGUGGCUCUGAGGUCACCUGAACAAGACCUUUGUGGGAAACGUCUAUACCCACUGACCAUGUGCUCCAUGCUGCCGAAUAUCACAGUACCAUCAGUAUCUGUUGAGUUUCAUAUACCAGAGGGGAAUCUCCCAGUUGCAACCUUGGGGACUUCAACUCAGAGAAUUAACAUUACUCCUACCAAGAAAGUGGAAAUGGAUCGCACAGUGAUGCCAGAUGGUACGGUUGUAACUACUGUGACAACUAUUCAGUCAAGGCCAAAGCUUGAUGGUAAAGUAGCAUUAGAUUCUCCAUCUAAAGUAGAAGUGACUGAAAACAAAACUGUUUUAUUCCCUCGAAGCUGCUCUCCUGGUUCUUCUCCGAGCGGCAGUGGUGGCUCUCCGUCCUCCAUUAAGCUAGAUCCUGUGGCAGAGACGGCUAUUAGGCAGUUAACCGAACCUGGCAAUAAGUCAUCCAAGAGGACCCCCACCAAGCGCAGCACACUGAUUAUAUCGGGAGUGUCAAAAGUACCAAUUGCUGAUGAUGAGAUGGCUCUUUCUCUGGGAUAUGCAGCUUCCAUGGAUGCCUCAAUGCAUGGCACUUCCACAUGUUUUCAAGAAUCAUUAACGGAGGGCUCUGCUGAAUUUUCUUCUGAGGUGGCAGGGUCCCACAAUCAGGACACGGAUGAUGCCACAAGGUCAGAUAUUUCAGAUCGACCAUCCCUGGAUGAUGUGGAUUCUGAAACUGGCUCUACUGGAGCCUUGGAAACUCGCAGCCUUAAAGAUCACAAAGUUGGAUUCCUUCGAAGUGGCACUAAACUCUUCUUCCGCCGACAUCAUCGGAAUGCAGGUCUGAGCCAAUCUCAUGAUGACUUGACAAAUUCUGCUGCUACUUCUCGUAAGAAGAGUGGCAGCUUUCCACGGCGCCUGUUUAAACGUUUUUCACUUAAGGCCAAAUCAAAACACAAUGUUAAUGGGAGUGCCCAGGCUGGAGAUAAGUGAUCAAUUAGGAGAGUUUGCUUUUCAGGAGACCAUUUGUCUACCUCUGUCCUGUUACUGCAUGCCUGCCAGCCUGCAAGUAUGGGUAUGUGUCACAGCUCCCCCCAGCCCCAGGAUCCAAGCAUUUUAAUAGGCAAAAGCAUCUUUCAGCAUUUCCUGAUUUUGACUGCUGGAGUCAGCAACAGUGUGUCGUUGCAAUAUGAGUGCUGCUUCUUAUAAGACUCUAAUGUGACUUAAAGCAGGUGCAAUUAUUUGUUUUCUGUGAUCUUGAUAUUGAAUUGAAAUGGGUUUUCUUUAAUUCUAUGAGUGAAUUUCAACCUGUCCACAAUUAGUAUCAUACUCUGGUUACAUUACAUUGUUAAAGAAUAUAGAGUAGUAGAAAGUAGACCUGUUGACAGUACUUUAAGCAGGGAAGCAUCCUAAAGGUGUUUGAGCCCUACUAUCUCCUUGUACUAAGAGCUUCACCUGCCAACCAGCUUCUUUGUAUUACUGUGGAUAGGGAGAAGCAGAAGCUAAUAGAAAAAGAAGAUUCCCAACAUUCGAAUAAGCCAACAUUUUUCAGAUAUUUUUUUCUCCUGUUAUCAUCCUGUUUUCUCCUGUUAACACUCUAGGCCUUAAAGGAAAAUGGUACACUGGGUUAUAGUGUGGGUGAACAGGAGACCAAUGAGGGGGUCACUGACUAAAUUAUAUAGUUUUGGUCCGUAGAGAUGUCCCACAAAAGAUCCACUUCUAUCUGCUCUGAAUUGCGCACUGGAAGUGGGCCAGCCGGGUCAAUUUGGAUAUUCAUUGUCUGUGACUCCACAUCCUAGUGACGUGGAGUUUUUGGUCACGCGAGCGCAUGCACCGACUGAGCGCUCACAUGACCAGCGACAAUGAAUAUUCAAAGUGACCCGGCGGGCCCGCCUCCAGUCUACAGUGUAUUGGGAUUAGUGUGGGUGAACAGGAUGACAGUUUUCCUGUAAAGGAGUAUUCCCAUCUCAAACAUUAAUGGCAUAUCCACAGGGUAUGCCAUAAAUGUCGUAUAGAUGCAGGUCCUACCUCAGGAACCCUUACAGAUGGUGAGAAUGAGGUACUCGUCCCAGUUUGGCCUAGUAAAUGCAUCCAGAAUACCGAAAAACAGCAGGCUGUCUAUUAGACAUUCUGUAAAUCAUGUAGCACCUCAAGCUAUGCUGUUUCCAUAACUAGAAAGUUAUAUAAAUGCUAUAAGUCGAGAUGCUAUGCUGUUAAUCUAAUCCUCAUUAAUAUUUAUGGGAGGAAUGUAAACUGCAUAAAAGCCCUCUUUUCGGUAUCCCAACCACCUCUUGCCACUGUAACACAGGCCGGAUAGGGUCAAGAGCCUGCUUAGGCUAUGCCAUAAAUGUUUAAGAUGGGAAUACCCUUUUAAAAAGGGCAGUCUACUGUUGACAGGUCCACUUUACAGUGAGGAAGAAAAUUUGAAGACACUUGAGACCAUUUAUGGUUGCUAUGAAUAAAUGCAGCACCCAUUUGUCAAUUUAUACAGGUCCAGGAGAAAUCAUACGGACAGCACAAUGCAGCAAUAUCCAUAAUUAUGUUAAUUUCAAAGAGAAAGUAUUUACUACACAAACAUGUUGGGAGGACAGACGGUCCUCCUAUAGUUCUGAACCUCAAGAUUUAAAAUGUAAUUUCUAAUAUAAAAGUUAAACCAAAUGUAAUGUACUAGAACACCCAUUGAAUAUUAAAUUGUCUUGUUAUUGGUGAGAAAAUUUAGUAGCAAACUAACCUUACCUGUAACUUAUGAAUAUUUUUAUUUUACUCCUCUGGCCGGGGCACUCUGGGGCCUUGUAUUAUAAUGGAAUUAUAGCGUUUUAAUGUGAUGUUUUCUUUGAGACGUAUUUAAUGUAUAAAUGAAAAAAACCACACAACAUAUUUAUUUGCUGUAUUUAUUGUGGGAUCUUGUGACUAGAGUGUAAAACGACCCUUACAAAUUAAGGUGGCUGUGAGUCACAUGGUGAAUAAAUGCGGUUAUCUGCUUAUAUUAAUGUAAAUUGUGAAGGAAGCAGUCUCCCUUGUUCUUUAUGUACAUGAUUGUUCAGAGAUCCACAGUUAUCCUGUUUACAACUAUAAUGAAUGUGAUCCUCAUUCUAUUUUAUUGAGCACAAUGAACGGGUUUCAGGUUAUACCUAUUGUGCAAUACUACCUUGUAAAAUCAGGAGUCGCUAUUAUCCUGUUCAUCUUCCAUAGACAGUCAUACCAUAAGACUAUGGUAGUAGUGGUUGUCACAUACAUCAGUAUGACCAUCACAAAUGGGUAAUCUGUAUGAAAACCAUUCAUCUGUAAAGAACUUCAAAACCUGUCACUUAUGUUUUUGUUUUAUUUAGUUUUUUAUGUUUUAAGAAAUAAAAAAUUUGUCCAGACAUGAACUUGUUGAACAACAAUUGUAAUGCAUAGGUGAAAAGUAGGAUGAAAGUUAAUAAAGUGAAGGAUAAUUUCA